UCGACGAACAAAUGAAAUACGGCAACGUCACGUACGUUUAGUGAGUAGGGGAGAUUACACAGCUCAAUCUUUCGGCGUCUCCAAUAUUCGUAAAUUUUCUAAUUGUAAUUUUAAUUUGUGAUAAUUAUGGCAGACAAUAGGAGCCCGGAUGAUCUGUCGACCGCGAUCCUGCGCCGCAAGGACAGGCCAAACCGCCUGAUCGUCGAAGAAUCCACCAGCGAUGAUAACUCUGUCGUCUCCCUCUCACAGGCUAAAAUGGAGCAGCUCCAACUGUUCCGAGGAGACACCGUGCUCCUCAAAGGCAAGCGGCGCAAGGAGACCGUCUGCAUCGUGCUGUCGGACGAGAAUUGUCCCGACGAGAAGAUCCGCAUGAACCGCGUGGUCCGGAACAACUUGCGUGUGAGGCUGUCCGACGUGGUGUCUAUUGCGCCAUGCCCGUCUGUCAAGUACGGCAAGCGGGUGCACAUACUGCCUAUUGAUGACUCCGUCGAGGGAUUGACUGGAAAUCUCUUCGAGGUGUACCUGAAGCCGUACUUCAUGGAGGCGUACCGGCCCAUCCACCGCGACGACACUUUCAUGGUGCGCGGCGGCAUGCGCGCCGUCGAGUUCAAGGUCGUCGAGACGGACCCGUCGCCUUAUUGCAUCGUGGCUUCUGACACCGUCAUACAUUGCGAGGGCGAGCCUAUCAAGCGAGAGGAGGAAGAGGAGGCCCUCAACGCUGUUGGCUACGACGACAUCGGCGGCUGCCGCAAGCAGCUGGCCCAGAUCAAGGAGAUGGUGGAGUUGCCCCUGCGCCACCCCUCGCUGUUCAAGGCCAUCGGCGUCAAGCCCCCGCGCGGCAUCCUCAUGUACGGCCCGCCUGGUACUGGCAAGACGCUCAUCGCUCGCGCCGUGGCCAACGAGACUGGUGCUUUCUUCUUCCUGAUCAACGGUCCCGAGAUCAUGUCCAAGCUUGCCGGCGAGUCCGAAUCCAACCUACGCAAGGCCUUCGAAGAGGCCGACAAGAACUCGCCCGCUAUCAUCUUCAUUGAUGAGCUGGACGCCAUCGCGCCCAAGAGAGAGAAGACCCACGGAGAGGUGGAGCGCAGGAUUGUGAGUCAGCUGCUCACACUUAUGGACGGUAUGAAGAAGUCGUCCCACGUGAUCGUAAUGGCCGCCACCAACCGUCCUAACUCGAUCGACGCGGCGCUGCGUCGCUUCGGGCGCUUCGACCGCGAGAUCGACAUCGGCAUCCCGGACGCCACCGGCCGGCUCGAGAUCCUGCGCAUUCACACCAAGAACAUGAAGCUGGGAGAUGAUGUCGAUCUAGAACAGAUCGCAGCCGAGUCCCACGGCCACGUCGGCGCUGACCUGGCGUCCCUGUGCUCCGAGGCCGCGCUGCAGCAGAUCCGUGAGAAGAUGGACCUCAUCGACCUCGAGGAUGACCAGAUCGACGCGGAGGUGCUCAACUCGCUCGCCGUCAGCAUGGACAACUUCCGGUACGCGAUGACCAAGUCAUCCCCGUCGGCGCUGCGCGAGACCGUGGUGGAGGUCCCGAACGUGUCGUGGACCGACAUCGGCGGCCUGCAGUCCGUCAAGCGCGAGCUGCAGGAGCUGGUGCAGUACCCCGUGGAGCACCCCGACAAGUUCCUCAAGUUCGGCAUGCAGCCCAGCCGUGGGGUGCUGUUCUACGGCCCGCCUGGAUGCGGUAAAACUUUACUGGCCAAGGCGAUCGCUAACGAAUGCCAGGCCAACUUCAUCUCAGUGAAAGGCCCGGAGCUGCUCACUAUGUGGUUCGGUGAAUCUGAAGCCAACGUGCGAGAUAUCUUUGACAAGGCCCGAUCAGCGUCGCCGUGUGUGCUGUUCUUCGACGAGCUGGACUCGAUCGCGAAGUCGCGCGGCGGCUCCGUGUCGGACGCCGGCGGCGCCGCCGACCGCGUCAUCAACCAGAUCCUCACCGAGAUGGACGGCAUGGGCGCCAAGAAGAACGUCUUCAUCAUCGGCGCGACGAAUCGUCCCGACAUCAUCGACCCGGCCAUCCUGCGGCCCGGCCGCCUCGACCAGCUCAUCUACAUCCCGCUGCCCGACGAGAAGUCGCGCGAGGCCAUCCUGCGCGCCAACCUGCGCAAGUCGCCCAUCGCCAGGGACGUCGACCUGCUCUACAUCGCCAAGGUGACGCAAGGCUUCAGCGGCGCUGACUUGACGGAGAUCUGCCAGCGCGCGUGCAAGCUGGCCAUCCGGCAAGCCAUCGAGACCGAGAUCACACGCGAACGCGCCCGGCAACAACAACAGGCCGGCAUGGACAUGGAUGAGGAGGACCCGGUGCCGGAGAUCUCCCGGGCGCACUUCGAGGAGGCGAUGAAGUUCGCGCGGCGCUCCGUGUCCGACAACGACAUCCGCAAGUACGAGCUGUUCGCGCAGACGCUGCAGCAGUCCCGGGGCUUCGGCACCAACUUCCGGUUCCCGAGCAGCGCGGGCGCGGGCGGCGGCACGGGCACGUCGGGUGGCGACCAGCCCACGUUCCAGGAGGAGGGGCAGGACGACGACCUCUACAGCUAAGCUACCGGCUGCUGCCCCGGGGCACUGCACGAGGUAAGUUCCGUGUUGUGCGGC
Molecule: messenger RNA, 2592 nt
Organism: Cydia fagiglandana
Lineage: Eukaryota; Metazoa; Arthropoda; Insecta; Lepidoptera; Tortricidae
Gene: TER94
Product: transitional endoplasmic reticulum ATPase TER94
Exons: 15
Coding region: 127-2538 (803 amino acids)
Biological process (GO): mitotic spindle disassembly; autophagosome maturation; retrograde protein transport, ER to cytosol
Cellular component (GO): VCP-NPL4-UFD1 AAA ATPase complex; cytosol; nucleus
Molecular function (GO): ATP binding; polyubiquitin modification-dependent protein binding; ATP hydrolysis activity
Source: RefSeq, a predicted model, not a curated record